This is a messenger RNA of Staurois parvus, 531 nucleotides long. The record is from the annotation of a GenBank genome assembly. NCBI's taxonomy places the organism in Eukaryota, Metazoa, Chordata, Amphibia, Anura, Ranidae.
CCCUCCGUAUCAUGUGAUUCAGGUGUUCCAAUCCACUCCGUAUCAUGUGAUUCAGGUGUUCCAAUCCCCUCCGUAUCAUGUGAUUCAGGUGUUCCAAUCCCCUCCCUAUCAUGUGAUUCAGGUGUUCCAAUCCCCUCCCAGUCAUGUGAUUCAGGUGUUCCAAUCCCCUCCCUAUCAUGUGAUUCAGGUGUUCCAAUCCCCUCCCAGUCAUGUGAUUCAGGUGUUCCAAUCCCCUCCAUAUCAUGUGAUUCAGGUGUUCCAAUCCCCUCCAUAUCAUGUGAUUCAGGUGUUCCAAUCCCCUCCCAGUCAUGUGAUUCAGGUGUUCCAAUCCCCUCCAAAUCAUGUGAUUCAGGUGUUCCAAUCCCCUCCAAAUCAUGUGAUUCAGGUGUUCCAAUCCCCUCCAUAUCAUGUGAUUCAGGUGUUCCAAUCCCCUCCCAAUCUUUUAAACAAAACCUUUCCAUUUUCUUUCUGCAAAUCAUUAUUAUUAUACAGGAUUUAUAUGGUACCAACACUGUGAUCAGCGCUUUACAA